GUUUGGGACCGCUGCCUGCUUGUCCUCGUCCUCGCUGUGUUUGUCGUCGCGCUCAUCACCGACAACGAUGGACAAGGUUGUUGGUAUCCUAGGCGGCGGACAGCUCGGGCGCAUGCUCGCGCAAGCGGCGUCGCUGCUCAACGUCAACGUCGUUAUACUCGAUGUCGGAGACCACGCACCUGCGAAGCAGGUUGUCUCUCCCCGAUCUGCCGACCUCGCCCACAUAAACGGCUCGUUCACCGACCCUGCCAAAAUCCGCGAGCUGGCUGCCAAGGUCGAUGUGCUUACUGUCGAGAUCGAACACGUCGACGUCGGCGUACUGCAAAGCGUAGAAGGCUCGGUCCCUCUCGGAGUUCAUCCCAGCCCUACCACUAUCCGUGUCAUUCAAGACAAACUCGUUCAGAAGCAGCAUCUUGCAGCCCAUGGCUGUCCGGUCUCGACCUUCGUCCAAGUCGACUCAAACGCCGCAUCUGUCACCUCGAUCGCUGAACAGCUUGGGUUACCCCUUAUGUUGAAGAGUCGAACGCUCGCGUACGACGGUAGGGGCAACUACGUACUGCGCACUCUGACCGACAUACCAGAGGCGAUCGCAGCUUUGGGAGGGCGGCCGCUUUACGCAGAAAAAUGGGUUCCCUUUGUCAAGGAGAUUGCGGUCAUGGUCGUCAGAUCUGCCUCCGGGGAAGUUGCUUCGUACCCCGUCGUCGAGACAAUCCACAAGGACAACGUCUGUCAUUUGGUCUUCGCACCUCUGCGCAGCAAUGAUGCCAUGCUCGCCAAGCGUGCCCGCGAGGUCGCAGAGGCCUCAGUCAAGACGUUGGAGGGAGCUGGCGUGUUUGGCGUGGAGUUGUUCCUAAUGGAGAACGGUUUGAUCUUCGUGAAUGAGAUUGCCCCUCGACCGCACAAUUCCGGACAUUACACCAUCGAAGCGUGCGAGACGUCUCAGUACGAGAAUCAUCUCCGUGCCAUCCUGUCCCUUCCUCUCGGAUCUACCGCUCUCAAGGUCCCGUCUGCAGCCAUGGUGAACGUGCUCGGAGCAUCCAACAAUAUGGACGAAGUUACCGCCGUUGCGAGGCAUGCCCUGACUAUACCUGGUGCCGCGGUUCAUUUGUACGGCAAAUCCGAGUGCCGCAAGGGCCGCAAGAUGGGCCAUAUCACCGUAGUCGCUCCCUCCGACGCGGAACGCAGUCGGCGAAUCCGACCCUUGUUGGAACGCCUCCCUUCUCCCAGCGACGUUGUGGAGCUGGACUUCUACGCUCCCCUCGCGCCGGAAGCCGGCUCUGGUUUCCCGUACCGUCAGCCGUUGGUGGGCAUCAUCAUGGGUUCGGACUCGGACUUGCCCGUGAUGCUCCCGUCCGCUAGGAUUCUCGAUCAUUUUGGUAUUCCUUACGAGCUCACGAUUGUGUCUGCUCACCGCACGCCCGACCGUAUGACUGAUUAUGCACGGUCUGCCGCCUCUAGAGGUCUUCUAGUCAUCAUAGCAGGAGCCGGAGGGGCAGCGCACUUACCAGGGAUGGUCGCUGCAAUGACGAGUUUGCCGGUGAUUGGUGUUCCGGUCAAGGGCAGCUCCCUGGAUGGUGUUGAUUCCCUGCAUAGCAUUGUGCAGAUGCCGAGAGGUAUUCCUGUUGCAACAGUAGCCAUCAACAAUGCUAGCAAUGCAGGCUUGCUGGCUGUCAGAAUAUUGGCAACUGGUACUCCUGAGAUACUCCACAAGAUGGAUGGCUAUCUCAAGGAUCAAGCAGAUGAAGUAAUAGGGAAGGUUCAGAAGCUAGAAGAGAUAGGAUGGGAGAAGUACCUCAGGAGAUGACAUUAUGUGAUAAUAAUGCAUGACAAUCUGAUACAUCUCACAUGUGUACCUCCUAGAUGUUGUGAGGCACAUCUUUCAACCAGGUCAAGAUGAUCAUAAUGCACCAGGGAAAUCAUGUAUCCUUCAA
This is a messenger RNA of Rhodofomes roseus, 1931 nucleotides long. RefSeq names its product phosphoribosylaminoimidazole carboxylase. NCBI's taxonomy places the organism in Eukaryota, Fungi, Basidiomycota, Agaricomycetes, Polyporales, Fomitopsidaceae. Gene Ontology annotation, biological process: 'de novo' IMP biosynthetic process. Bases 68 to 1804 code for a protein of 578 amino acids. The transcript has 4 exons. The record is from RefSeq and is a predicted model, not a curated record. Gene Ontology annotation, molecular function: ATP binding; phosphoribosylaminoimidazole carboxylase activity; metal ion binding.